Messenger RNA from Ilex paraguariensis (yerba mate), 576 nucleotides. Lineage: Eukaryota; Viridiplantae; Streptophyta; Magnoliopsida; Aquifoliales; Aquifoliaceae. The record is from the annotation of a GenBank genome assembly.
AUGGCAGUGGCUACCAGAAAUACUGUGAUGCGGAAGGGGUCUUCCUCUUUCAGGCACAUGGAUCUCAGCCAAAGAGUUCCAUUGAUCCACACGAGCAGUAACUCUCUUUUACUAGUCAGUGCCAAAUCUUCUAAAUUGGGAAGAGAUGAUGAUGGAAACGACACUGAUGGAGCUUGCGGGGAUUCAGCCCACGACUCUCCUACCUCGAAGACAUGGGUAACUCAGUCGGUAUGCGAGAAUACCGGUGGCGUUGGGAAUGAUCCGAGAGAGGAUCGUUACUUCAGCAUUCCCAAACAAGCAAGGCUAAGUAGCCAAAGGGGGCAACCACCCCCAUAUUGGUGGAACUCCCAGUUAGCCUUGGAUUUUGUGGCGCAAAAUUAUGAUCCCGAGGGAGAAUAUGUAGCGUUCUGGUUGCCGGAGUUACAAGUACUUCCAAACGAUAAAAGGAACUUCCCUGGACAGUUGUAUAUGAAACCAAUUGUCGCUCUCAGAUUUGGGAACCACUAUAAGGUUGUGAGUUCGUCAGCUAGGCGAAUAAAGCCGGGAGGAAAACAAACUGAAAGGUCCUACAGAUAA